CAACGCGUGAGCUCACUGCAGCAACGCGUGAGCUCACUGCAGCAACGCGUGAGCUCACUGCAGCAACGCGUGAGCUCACUGCAGCAAGGCGUGAGCUCACUGCAGCAACGCGUGAGCUCACUGCAGCAAGGCGUGAGCUCACUGCAGCAAUGCGUGAGCUCACUGCAGCAAGGCGUGAGCUCACUGCAGCAAGGCGUGAGCUCACUGCAGCAACGCGUGAGCUCACUGCAGCAAGGCGUGAGCUCACUGCAGCAACGCGUGAGCUCACUGCAGCAAGGCGUGAGCUCACUGCAGCAACGCGUGAGCUCACUGCAGCAACGCGUGAGCUCACUGCAGCAAGGCGUGAGCUCACUGCAGCAACGCGUGAGCUCACUGCAGCAAGGCGUGAGCUCACUGCAGCAAGGCGUGAGCUCACUGCAGCAAGGCGUGAGCUCACUGCAGCAAGGCGUGAGCUCACUGCAGCAAGGCGUGAGCUCACUGCAGCAACGCGUGAGCUCACUGCAGCAACGCGUGAGCUCACUGCAGCAAGGCGUGAGCUCACUGCAGCAAGGCGUGAGCUCACUGCAGCAAGGCGUGAGCUCACUGCAGCAAGGCGUGAGCUCACUGCAGCAACGCGUGAGCUCACUGCAGCAAGGCGUGAGCUCACUGCAGCAACGCGUGAGCUCACUGCAGCAAGGCGUGAGCUCACUGCAGCAAGGCGUGAGCUCACUGCAGCAAGGCGUGAGCUCACUGCAGCAAGGCGUGAGCUCACUGCAGCAACGCGUGAGCUCACUGCAGCAAGGCGUGAGCUCACUGCAGCAAGGCGUGAGCUCACUGCAGCAAGGCGUGAGCUCACUGCAGCAAGGCGUGAGCUCACUGCAGCAACGCGUGAGCUCACUGCAGCAACGCGUGAGCUCACUGCAGCAAGGCGUGAGCUCACUGCAGCAACGCGUGAGCUCACUGCAGCAAGGCGUGAGCUCACUGCAGCAACGCGUGAGCUCACUGCAGCAAGGCGUGAGCUCACUGCAGCAAGGCGUGAGCUCACUGCAGCAACGCGUGAGCUCACUGCAGCAAGGCGUGAGCUCACUGCAGCAACGCGUGAGCUCACUGCAGCAACGCGUGAGCUCACUGCAGCAAGGCGUGAGCUCACUGCAGCAAGGCGUGAGCUCACUGCAGCAAGGCGUGAGCUCACUGCAGCAACGCGUGAGCUCACUGCAGCAAGGCGUGAGCUCACUGCAGCAACGCGUGAGCUCACUGCAGCAAGGCGUGAGCUCACUGCAGCAAGGCGUGAGCUCACUGCAGCAAGGCGUGAGCUCACUGCAGCAACGCGUGAGCUCACUGCAGCAAGGCGUGAGCUCACUGCAGCAACGCGUGAGCUCACUGCAGCAACGCGUGAGCUCACUGCAGCAAGGCGUGAGCUCACUGCAGCAACGCGUGAGCUCACUGCAGCAACGCGUGAGCUCACUGCAGCAACGCGUGAGCUCACUGCAGCAAGGCGUGAGCUCACUGCAGCAAGGCGUGAGCUCACUGCAGCAACGCGUGAGCUCACUGCAGCAAUGCGUGAGCUCACUGCAGCAAGGCGUGAGCUCACUGCAGCAACGCGUGAGCUCACUGCAGCAAUGCGUGAGCUCACUGCAGCAAGGCGUGAGCUCACUGCAGCAAGCAACGUGAGCUCACUGCAGCAAGGCGUGAGCUCACUGCAGCAAGGCGUGAGCUCACUGCAGCAACGCGUGAGCUCACUGCAGCAAGGCGUGAGCUCACUGCAGCAACGCGUGAGCUCACUGCAGCAACGCGUGAGCUCACUGCAGCAACGCGUGAGCUCACUGCAGCAACGCGUGAGCUCACUGCAGCAAGGCGUGAGCUCACUGCAGCAAUGCGUGAGCUCACUGCAGCAACGCGUGAGCUCACUGCAGCAACGCGUGAGCUCACUGCAGCAACGCGUGAGCUCACUGCAGCAAGGCGUGAGCUCACUGCAGCAACGCGUGAGCUCACUGCAGCAAUGCGUGAGCUCACUGCAGCAAUGCGUGAGCUCACUGCAGCAACGCGUGAGCUCACUGCAGCAAGGCGUGAGCUCACUGCAGCAAGGCGUGAGCUCACUGCAGCAACGCGUGAGCUCACUGCAGCAAGGCGUGAGCUCACUGCAGCAAGGCGUGAGCUCACUGCAGCAACGCGUGAGCUCACUGCAGCAAGGCGUGAGCUCACUGCAGCAACGCGUGAGCUCACUGCAGCAAGGCGUGAGCUCACUGCAGCAAUGCGUGAGCUCACUGCAGCAACGCGUGAGCUCACUGCAGCAACGCGUGAGCUCACUGCAGCAAGGCCUCACUGCAGCAAGGCGUGAGCUCACUGCAGCAACGCGUGAGCUCACUGCAGCAACGCGUGAGCUCACUGCAGCAAGGCGUGAGCUCACUGCAGCAAGGCGUGAGCUCACUGCAGCAACGCGUGAGCUCACUGCAGCAACGCGUGAGCUCACUGCAGCAACGCGUGAGCUCACUGCAGCAACGCGUGAGCUCACUGCAGCAACGCGUGAGCUCACUGCAGCAAGGCGUGAGCUCACUGCAGCAACGCGUGAGCUCACUGCAGCAAGGCGUGAGCUCACUGCAGCAAGGCGUGAGCUCACUGCAGCAACGCGUGAGCUCACUGCAGCAAGGCGUGAGCUCACUGCAGCAAGGCGUGAGCUCACUGCAGCAAGGCGUGAGCUCACUGCAGCAACGCGUGAGCUCACUGCAGCAACGCGUGAGCUCACUGCAGCAACGCGUGAGCUCACUGCAGCAAGGCGUGAGCUCACUGCAGCAAGGCGUGAGCUCACUGCAGCAAGGCGUGAGCUCACUGCAGCAAGGCGUGAGCUCACUGCAGCAACGCGUGAGCUCACUGCAGCAACGCGUGAGCUCACUGCAGCAAUGCGUGAGCUCACUGCAGCAAGGCGUGAGCUCACUGCAGCAAGGUGUGAGCUCACUGCAGCAAGGCGUGAGCUCACUGCAGCAAGGCGUGAGCUCACUGCAGCAAUGCGUGAGCUCACUGCAGCAAGGCGUGAGCUCACUGCAGCAACGCGUGAGCUCACUGCAGCAAGGCGUGAGCUCACUGCAGCAACGCGUGAGCUCACUGCAGCAAGGCGUGAGCUCACUGCAGCAAGGCGUGAGCUCACUGCAGCAACGCGUGAGCUCACUGCAGCAAGGCGUGAGCUCACUGCAGCAACGCGUGAGCUCACUGCAGCAAGGCGUGAGCUCACUGCAGCAAGGCGUGAGCUCACUGCAGCAAGGCGUGAGCUCACUGCAGCAAGGCGUGAGCUCACUGCAGCAACGCGUGAGCUCACUGCAGCAAGGCGUGAGCUCACUGCAGCAAGGCGUGAGCUCACUGCAGCAAGGCGUGAGCUCACUGCAGCAAGGCGUGAGCUCACUGCAGCAACGCGUGAGCUCACUGCAGCAACGCGUGAGCUCACUGCAGCAAGGCGUGAGCUCACUGCAGCAACGCGUGAGCUCACUGCAGCAACGCGUGAGCUCACUGCAGCAACGCGUGAGCUCACUGCAGCAAGGUGUGAGCUCACUGCAGCAACGCGUGAGCUCACUGCAGCAAGGCGUGAGCUCACUGCAGCAACGCGUGAGCUCACUGCAGCAAGGCGUGAGCUCACUGCAGCAAGGCGUGAGCUCACUGCAGCAACGCGUGAGCUCACUGCAGCAAGGCGUGAGCUCACUGCAGCAAGGCGUGAGCUCACUGCAGCAAGGCGUGAGCUCACUGCAGCAACGCGUGAGCUCACUGCAGCAACGCGUGAGCUCACUGCAGCAACGCGUGAGCUCACUGCAGCAAGGCGUGAGCUCACUGCAGCAAGGCGUGAGCUCACUGCAGCAAGGCGUGAGCUCACUGCAGCAACGCGUGAGCUCACUGCAGCAAGGCGUGAGCUCACUGCAGCAACGCGUGAGCUCACUGCAGCAAGGCGUGAGCUCACUGCAGCAAGGCGUGAGCUCACUGCAGCAACGCGUGAGCUCACUGCAGCAAUGCGUGAGCUCACUGCAGCAACGCGUGAGCUCACUGCAGCAAGGCGUGAGCUCACUGCAGCAAGGCGUGAGCUCACUGCAGCAACGCGUGAGCUCACUGCAGCAACGCGUGAGCUCACUGCAGCAAGGCGUGAGCUCACUGCAGCAACGCGUGAGCUCACUGCAGCAAGGCGUGAGCUCACUGCAGCAACGCGUGAGCUCACUGCAGCAAGGCGUGAGCUCACUGCAGCAACGCGUGAGCUCACUGCAGCAAGGCGUGAGCUCACUGCAGCAAUGCGUGAGCUCACUGCAGCAAUGCGUGAGCUCACUGCAGCAAUGCGUGAGCUCACUGCAGCAACGCGUGAGCUCACUGCAGCAACGCGUGAGCUCACUGCAGCAAGGCGUGAGCUCACUGCAGCAAGGCGUGAGCUCACUGCAGCAAGGCGUGAGCUCACUGCAGCAAGGCGUGAGCUCACUGCAGCAACGCGUGAGCUCACUGCAGCAAGGCGUGAGCUCACUGCAGCAAGGCGUGAGCUCACUGCAGCAAGGCGUGAGCUCACUGCAGCAAGGCGUGAGCUCACUGCAGCAAGGCGUGAGCUCACUGCAGCAACGCGUGAGCUCACUGCAGCAAGGCGUGAGCUCACUGCAGCAAGGCGUGAGCUCACUGCAGCAACGCGUGAGCUCACUGCAGCAACGCGUGAGCUCACUGCAGCAAGGCGUGAGCUCACUGCAGCAACGCGUGAGCUCACUGCAGCAAGGCGUGAGCUCACUGCAGCAAGGCGUGAGCUCACUGCAGCAAGGCGUGAGCUCACUGCAGCAAGGCGUGAGCUCACUGCAGCAAGGCGUGAGCUCACUGCAGCAAGGCGUGAGCUCACUGCAGCAAGGCGUGAGCUCACUGCAGCAAGGCGUGAGCUCACUGCAGCAACGCGUGAGCUCACUGCAGCAAGGCGUGAGCUCACUGCAGCAACGCGUGAGCUCACUGCAGCAAUGCGUGAGCUCACUGCAGCAAGGCGUGAGCUCACUGCAGCAAGGCGUGAGCUCACUGCAGCAAUGCGUGAGCUCACUGCAGCAACGCGUGAGCUCACUGCAGCAACGCGUGAGCUCACUGCAGCAAGGCGUGAGCUCACUGCAGCAACGCGUGAGCUCACUGCAGCAAGGCGUGAGCUCACUGCAGCAAGGCGUGAGCUCACUGCAGCAACGCGUGAGCUCACUGCAGCAACGCGUGAGCUCACUGCAGCAAGGCGUGAGCUCACUGCAGCAACGCGUGAGCUCACUGCAGCAAGGCGUGAGCUCACUGCAGCAAUGCGUGAGCUCACUGCAGCAAGGCGUGAGCUCACUGCAGCAACGCGUGAGCUCACUGCAGCAACGCGUGAGCUCACUGCAGCAACGCGUGAGCUCACUGCAGCAAGGCGUGAGCUCACUGCAGCAACGCGUGAGCUCACUGCAGCAACGCGUGAGCUCACUGCAGCAAGGCGUGAGCUCACUGCAGCAACGCGUGAGCUCACUGCAGCAAGGCGUGAGCUCACUGCAGCAAGGCGUGAGCUCACUGCACAACAACGCGUGAGCUCACUGCAGCAAGGCGUGAGCUCACUGCAGCAACACGUGAGCUCACUGCAGCAAGGCGUGAGCUCACUGCAGCAACGCGUGAGCUCACUGCAGCAAGGCGUGAGCUCACUGCAGCAAGGCGUGAGCUCACUGCAGCAACGCGUGAGCUCACUGCAGCAACGCGUGAGCUCACUGCAGCAACGCGUGAGCUCACUGCAGCAAGGCGUGAGCUCACUGCAGCAACGCGUGAGCUCACUGCAGCAAGGCGUGAGCUCACUGCAGCAACGCGUGAGCUCACUGCAGCAAGGCGUGAGCUCACUGCAGCAACGCGUGAGCUCACUGCAGCAACGCGUGAGCUCACUGCAGCAAGGCCUCACUGCAGCAACGCGUGAGCUCACUGCAGCAAGGCGUGAGCUCACUGCAGCAAGGCGUGAGCUCACUGCAGCAAGGCGUGAGCUCACUGCAGCAACGCGUGAGCUCACUGCAGCAAGGCGUGAGCUCACUGCAGCAACGCGUGAGCUCACUGCAGCAAGGCGUGAGCUCACUGCAGCAACGCGUGAGCUCACUGCAGCAAGGCGUGAGCUCACUGCAGCAACGCGUGAGCUCACUGCAGCAAUGCGUGAGCUCACUGCAGCAAGGCGUGAGCUCACUGCAGCAACGCGUGAGCUCACUGCAGCAAGGCGUGAGCUCACUGCAGCAACGCGUGAGCUCACUGCAGCAAGGCGUGAGCUCACUGCAGCAAGGCGUGAGCUCACUGCAGCAACGCGUGAGCUCACUGCAGCAAGGCGUGAGCUCACUGCAGCAACGCGUGAGCUCACUGCAGCAAGGCGUGAGCUCACUGCAGCAAGGCGUGAGCUCACUGCAGCAAGGCGUGAGCUCACUGCAGCAAGGCGUGAGCUCACUGCAGCAAGGCGUGAGCUCACUGCAGCAAUGCGUGAGCUCACUGCAGCAACGCGUGAGCUCACUGCAGCAAGGCGUGAGCUCACUGCAGCAAGGCGUGAGCUCACUGCAGCAAGGCGUGAGCUCACUGCAGCAAGGCGUGAGCUCACUGCAGCAACGCGUGAGCUCACUGCAGCAAGGCGUGAGCUCACUGCAGCAAGGCGUGAGCUCACUGCAGCAAGGCGUGAGCUCACUGCAGCAAGGCGUGAGCUCACUGCAGCAACGCGUGAGCUCACUGCAGCAACGCGUGAGCUCACUGCAGCAAGGCGUGAGCUCACUGCAGCAAGGCGUGAGCUCACUGCAGCAAGGCGUGAGCUCACUGCAGCAAUGCGUGAGCUCACUGCAGCAACGCGUGAGCUCACUGCAGCAAGGCGUGAGCUCACUGCAGCAACGCGUGAGCUCACUGCAGCAAGGCGUGAGCUCACUGCAGCAAGGCGUGAGCUCACUGCAGCAACGCGUGAGCUCACUGCAGCAACGCGUGAGCUCACUGCAGCAACGCGUGAGCUCACUGCAGCAACGCGUGAGCUCACUGCAGCAAGGCGUGAGCUCACUGCAGCAACGCGUGAGCUCACUGCAGCAAGGCGUGAGCUCACUGCAGCAACGCGUGAGCUCACUGCAGCAAGGCGUGAGCUCACUGCAGCAAGGCGUGAGCUCACUGCAGCAAGGCGUGAGCUCACUGCAGCAACGCGUGAGCUCACUGCAGCAAGGCGUGAGCUCACUGCAGCAAGGCGUGAGCUCACUGCAGCAAGGCGUGAGCUCACUGCAGCAACGCGUGAGCUCACUGCAGCAAGGCGUGAGCUCACUGCAGCAACGCGUGAGCUCACUGCAGCAAUGCGUGAGCUCACUGCAGCAAGGCGUGAGCUCACUGCAGCAAGGCGUGAGCUCACUGCAGCAAGGCGUGAGCUCACUGCAGCAAGGCGUGAGCUCACUGCAGCAAGGCGUGAGCUCACUGCAGCAACGCGUGAGCUCACUGCAGCAAGGCGUGAGCUCACUGCAGCAACGCGUGAGCUCACUGCAGCAAGGCGUGAGCUCACUGCAGCAACGCGUGAGCUCACUGCAGCAAGGCGUGAGCUCACUGCAGCAAGGCGUGAGCUCACUGCAGCAAGGCGUGAGCUCACUGCAGCAAGGCGUGAGCUCACUGCAGCAAGGCGUGAGCUCACUGCAGCAAGGCGUGAGCUCACUGCAGCAACGCGUGAGCUCACUGCAGCAAGGCGUGAGCUCACUGCAGCAAGCGUGAGCUCACUGCUCACUGCAGCAAGGCGUGAGCUCACUGCAGCAACGCGUGAGCUCACUGCAGCAACGCGUGAGCUCACUGCAGCAAGGCGUGAGCUCACUGCAGCAAGGCGUGAGCUCACUGCAGCAACGCGUGAGCUCACUGCAGCAAGGCGUGAGCUCACUGCAGCAACGCGUGAGCUCACUGCAGCAAGGCGUGAGCUCACUGCAGCAAGGCGUGAGCUCACUGCAGCAAGGCGUGAGCUCACUGCAGCAAGGCGUGAGCUCACUGCAGCAACGCGUGAGCUCACUGCAGCAACGCGUGAGCUCACUGCAGCAAGGCGUGAGCUCACUGCAGCAAGGCGUGAGCUCACUGCAGCAACGCGUGAGCUCACUGCAGCAAGGCGUGAGCUCACUGCAGCAAUGCGUGAGCUCACUGCAGCAAGGCGUGAGCUCACUGCAGCAACGCGUGAGCUCACUGCAGCAAGGCGUGAGCUCACUGCAGCAAGGCGUGAGCUCACUGCAGCAAGGCGUGAGCUCACUGCAGCAAGGCGUGAGCUCACUGCAGCAACGCGUGAGCUCACUGCAGCAACGCGUGAGCUCACUGCAGCAAGGCGUGAGCUCACUGCAGCAACGCGUGAGCUCACUGCAGCAACGCGUGAGCUCACUGCAGCAAUGCGUGAGCUCACUGCAGCAAGGCGUGAGCUCACUGCAGCAAGGCGUGAGCUCACUGCAGCAAGGCGUGAGCUCACUGCAGCAAGGCGUGAGCUCACUGCAGCAAGGCGUGAGCUCACUGCAGCAAGGCGUGAGCUCACUGCAGCAACGCGUGAGCUCACUGCAGCAAUGCGUGAGCUCACUGCAGCAACGCGUGAGCUCACUGCAGCAAGGCGUGAGCUCACUGCAGCAAGGCGUGAGCUCACUGCAGCAACGCGUGAGCUCACUGCAGCAAGGCGUGAGCUCACUGCAGCAACGCGUGAGCUCACUGCAGCAAGGCGUGAGCUCACUGCAGCAACGCGUGAGCUCACUGCAGCAAGGCGUGAGCUCACUGCAGCAACGCGUGAGCUCACUGCAGCAAGGCGUGAGCUCACUGCAGCAACGCGUGAGCUCACUGCAGCAAGGCGUGAGCUCACUGCAGCAAGGCGUGAGCUCACUGCAGCAAUGCGUGAGCUCACUGCAGCAACGCGUGAGCUCACUGCAGCAAUGCGUGAGCUCACUGCAGCAAGGCGUGAGCUCACUGCAGCAACGCGUGAGCUCACUGCAGCAAUGCGUGAGCUCACUGCAGCAAUGCGUGAGCUCACUGCAGCAACGCGUGAGCUCACUGCAGCAACGCGUGAGCUCACUGCAGCAACGCGUGAGCUCACUGCAGCAAGGCGUGAGCUCACUGCAGCAAUGCGUGAGCUCACUGCAGCAACGCGUGAGCUCACUGCAGCAACGCGUGAGCUCACUGCAGCAACGCGUGAGCUCACUGCAGCAAGGCGUGAGCUCACUGCAGCAAGGCGUGAGCUCACUGCAGCAAGGCUCACUGCAGCAACGCGUGAGCUCACUGCAGCAAGGCGUGAGCUCACUGCAGCAACGCGUGAGCUCACUGCAGCAAGGCGUGAGCUCACUGCAGCAACGCGUGAGCUCACUGCAGCAACGCGUGAGCUCACUGCAGCAACGCGUGAGCUCACUGCAGCAAGGCGUGAGCUCACUGCAGCAACGCGUGAGCUCACUGCAGCAAGGCGUGAGCUCACUGCAGCAACGCGUGAGCUCACUGCAGCAAGGCGUGAGCUCACUGCAGCAACGCGUGAGCUCACUGCAGCAAGGCGUGAGCUCACUGCAGCAAGGCGUGAGCUCACUGCAGCAACGCGUGAGCUCACUGCAGCAAGGCGUGAGCUCACUGCAGCAAGGCGUGAGCUCACUGCAGCAACGCGUGAGCUCACUGCAGCAACGCGUGAGCUCACUGCAGCAACGCGUGAGCUCACUGCAGCAAGGCGUGAGCUCACUGCAGCAACGCGUGAGCUCACUGCAGCAAGGCGUGAGCUCACUGCAGCAACGCGUGAGCUCACUGCAGCAAGGCGUGAGCUCACUGCAGCAAGGCGUGAGCUCACUGCAGCAAGGCGUGAGCUGCACGCAGCAACGCGGAGCUCACUGCAAGCAAGAGCUGCAGCACACUGCAGCGCGCUGCUGGCAGCAAGCAGCAAGCAGCUGGCUGCAAUCAAGCAAGCAAAGAGCAAACAGCAACAGCAGAAAGGCGUGCAGCAACGCAGCAAUGAGUGCAGCAACAGCAAAAGCGCAAGCAUGAGCUCACUGCAGCAACGCCUCACUGCAGCAACGCGUGAGCUCACUGCAGCAACGCGUGAGCUCACUGCAGCAAGGCGUGAGCUCACUGCAGCAAGGCGUGAGCUCACUGCAGCAACGCGUGAGCUCACUGCAGCAAGGCGUGAGCUCACUGCAGCAAGGCGUGAGCUCACUGCAGCAACGCGUGAGCUCACUGCAGCAAGGCGUGAGCUCACUGCAGCAAGGCGUGAGCUCACUGCAGCAACGCGUGAGCUCACUGCAGCAAGGCGUGAGCUCACUGCAGCAACGCGUGAGCUCACUGCAGCAAGGCGUGAGCUCACUGCAGCAAGGCGUGAGCUCACUGCAGCAAGGCGUGAGCUCACUGCAGCAACGCGUGAGCUCACUGCAGCAAGGCGUGAGCUCACUGCAGCAACGCGUGAGCUCACUGCAGCAAGGCGUGAGCUCACUGCAGCAAGGCGUGAGCUCACUGCAGCAAGGCGUGAGCUCACUGCAGCAACGCGUGAGCUCACUGCAGCAAGGCGUGAGCUCACUGCAGCAACGCGUGAGCUCACUGCAGCAAGGCGUGAGCUCACUGCAGCAAGGCGUGAGCUCACUGCAGCAACGCGUGAGCUCACUGCAGCAAGGCGUGAGCUCACUGCAGCAAGGCGUGAGCUCACUGCAGCAAGGCGUGAGCUCACUGCAGCAAGGCGUGAGCUCACUGCAGCAACGCGUGAGCUCACUGCAGCAAGGCGUGAGCUCACUGCAGCAACGCGUGAGCUCACUGCAGCAACGCGUGAGCUCACUGCAGCAAGGCGUGAGCUCACUGCAGCAACGCGUGAGCUCACUGCAGCAAGGCGUGAGCUCACUGCAGCAAGGCGUGAGCUCACUGCAGCAACGCGUGAGCUCACUGCAGCAACGCGUGAGCUCACUGCAGCAAUGCGUGAGCUCACUGCAGCAAGGCGUGAGCUCACUGCAGCAAGGCGUGAGCUCACUGCAGCAAGGCGUGAGCUCACUGCAGCAACGCGUGAGCUCACUGCAGCAAGGCGUGAGCUCACUGCAGCAAGGCGUGAGCUCACUGCAGCAACGCGUGAGCUCACUGCAGCAAUGCGUGAGCUCACUGCAGCAACGCGUGAGCUCACUGCAGCAACGCGUGAGCUCACUGCAGCAAGGCGUGAGCUCACUGCAGCAACGCGUGAGCUCACUGCAGCAAGGCGUGAGCUCACUGCAGCAACGCGUGAGCUCACUGCAGCAACGCGUGAGCUCACUGCAGCAACGCGUGAGCUCACUGCAGCAAGGCGUGAGCUCACUGCAGGAACGCGUGAGCUCACUGCAGCAAGGCGUGAGCUCACUGCAGCAACGCGUGAGCUCACUGCAGCAAGGCGUGAGCUCACUGCAGCAACGCGUGAGCUCACUGCAGCAAGGCGUGAGCUCACUGCAGCAAGGCGUGAGCUCACUGCAGCAACGCGUGAGCUCACUGCAGCAACGCGUGAGCUCACUGCAGCAAGGCGUGAGCUCACUGCAGCAACGCGUGAGCUCACUGCAGCAAGGCGUGAGCUCACUGCAGCAAGGCGUGAGCUCACUGCAGCAAGGCGUGAGCUCACUGCAGCAAUGCGUGAGCUCACUGCAGCAAGGCGUGAGCUCACUGCAGCAAGGCGUGAGCUCACUGCAGCAACGCGUGAGCUCACUGCAGCAAGGCGUGAGCUCACUGCAGCAACGCGUGAGCUCACUGCAGCAAGGCGUGAGCUCACUGCAGCAAGGCGUGAGCUCACUGCAGCAACGCGUGAGCUCACUGCAGCAACGCGUGAGCUCACUGCAGCAAGGCGUGAGCUCACUGCAGCAAGGCGUGAGCUCACUGCAGCAAGGCGUGAGCUCACUGCAGCAAGGCGUGAGCUCACUGCAGCAACGCGUGAGCUCACUGCAGCAAGGCGUGAGCUCACUGCAGCAAGGCGUGAGCUCACUGCAGCAAGGCGUGAGCUCACUGCAGCAAGGCGUGAGCUCACUGCAGCAAGGCGUGAGCUCACUGCAGCAACGCGUGAGCUCACUGCAGCAAGGCGUGAGCUCACUGCAGCAAGGCGUGAGCUCACUGCAGCAAGGCGUGAGCUCACUGCAGCAACGCGUGAGCUCACUGCAGCAACGCGUGAGCUCACUGCAGCAACGCGUGAGCUCACUGCAGCAAGGCGUGAGCUCACUGCAGCAACGCGUGAGCUCACUGCAGCAACGCGUGAGCUCACUGCAGCAACGCGUGAGCUCACUGCAGCAAGGCGUGAGCUCACUGCAGCAACGCGUGAGCUCACUGCAGCAAGGCGUGAGCUCACUGCAGCAAGGCGUGAGCUCACUGCAGCAACGCGUGAGCUCACUGCAGCAAGGCGUGAGCUCACUGCAGCAAGGCGUGAGCUCACUGCAGCAACGCGUGAGCUCACUGCAGCAACGCGUGAGCUCACUGCAGCAACGCGUGAGCUCACUGCAGCAAUGCGUGAGCUCACUGCAGCAACGCGUGAGCUCACUGCAGCAAGGCGUGAGCUCACUGCAGCAAGGCGUGAGCUCACUGCAGCAACGCGUGAGCUCACUGCAGCAACGCGUGAGCUCACUGCAGCAAGGCGUGAGCUCACUGCAGCAAGGCGUGAGCUCACUGCAGCAAUGCGUGAGCUCACUGCAGCAAGGCGUGAGCUCACUGCAGCAAUGCGUGAGCUCACUGCAGCAAGGCGUGAGCUCACUGCAGCAACGCGUGAGCUCACUGCAGCAACGCGUGAGCUCACUGCAGCAAGGCGUGAGCUCACUGCAGCAAGGCGUGAGCUCACUGCAGCAAGGCGUGAGCUCACUGCAGCAAGGCGUGAGCUCACUGCAGCAACGCGUGAGCUCACUGCAGCAACGCGUGAGCUCACUGCAGCAACGCGUGAGCUCACUGCAGCAAGCCUCACUGCAGCAAGGCGUGAGCUCACUGCAGCAACGCGUGAGCUCACUGCAGCAAGGCGUGAGCUCACUGCAGCAACGCGUGAGCUCACUGCAGCAACGCGUGAGCUCACUGCAGCAAGGCGUGAGCUCACUGCAGCAACGCGUGAGCUCACUGCAGCAACGCGUGAGCUCACUGCAGCAAGGCGUGAGCUCACUGCAGCAACGCGUGAGCUCACUGCAGCAACGCGUGAGCUCACUGCAGCAAGGCGUGAGCUCACUGCAGCAAGGCGUGAGCUCACUGCAGCAAGGCGUGAGCUCACUGCAGCAAGGCGUGAGCUCACUGCAGCAACGCGUGAGCUCACUGCAGCAAGGCGUGAGCUCACUGCAGCAACGCGUGAGCUCACUGCAGCAAGGCGUGAGCUCACUGCAGCAACGCGUGAGCUCACUGCAGCAAGGCGUGAGCUCACUGCAGCAAGGCGUGAGCUCACUGCAGCAAUGCGUGAGCUCACUGCAGCAACGCGUGAGCUCACUGCAGCAAGGCGUGAGCUCACUGCAGCAAGGCGUGAGCUCACUGCAGCAACGCGUGAGCUCACUGCAGCAAGGCGUGAGCUCACUGCAGCAAGGCGUGAGCUCACUGCAGCAAGGCGUGAGCUCACUGCAGCAAGGCGUGAGCUCACUGCAGCAAGGCGUGAGCUCACUGCAGCAACGCGUGAGCUCACUGCAGCAAGGCGUGAGCUCACUGCAGCAACGCGUGAGCUCACUGCAGCAAGGCGUGAGCUCACUGCAGCAAGGCGUGAGCUCACUGCAGCAACGCGUGAGCUCACUGCAGCAACGCGUGAGCUCACUGCAGCAAGGCGUGAGCUCACUGCAGCAAGGCGUGAGCUCACUGCAGCAAGGCGUGAGCUCACUGCAGCAAGGCGUGAGCUCACUGCAGCAACGCGUGAGCUCACUGCAGCAAGGCGUGAGCUCACUGCAGCAAUGCGUGAGCUCACUGCAGCAAGGCGUGAGCUCACUGCAGCAACGCGUGAGCUCACUGCAGCAAGGCGUGAGCUCACUGCAGCAACGCGUGAGCUCACUGCAGCAAUGCGUGAGCUCACUGCAGCAAGGCGUGAGCUCACUGCAGCAAGGCGUGAGCUCACUGCAGCAACGCGUGAGCUCACUGCAGCAAGGCGUGAGCUCACUGCAGCAAUGCGUGAGCUCACUGCAGCAAGGCGUGAGCUCACUGCAGCAAUGCGUGAGCUCACUGCAGCAACGCGUGAGCUCACUGCAGCAACGCGUGAGCUCACUGCAGCAAGGCGUGAGCUCACUGCAGCAACGCGUGAGCUCACUGCAGCAAGGCGUGAGCUCACUGCAGCAAUGCGUGAGCUCACUGCAGCAACGCGUGAGCUCACUGCAGCAACGCGUGAGCUCACUGCAGCAAGGCGUGAGCUCACUGCAGCAACGCGUGAGCUCACUGCAGCAACGCGUGAGCUCACUGCAGCAACGCGUGAGCUCACUGCAGCAACGCGUGAGCUCACUGCAGCAAGGCGUGAGCUCACUGCAGCAAGGCGUGAGCUCACUGCAGCAAUGCGUGAGCUCACUGCAGCAACGCGUGAGCUCACUGCAGCAAGGCGUGAGCUCACUGCAGCAAGGCGUGAGCUCACUGCAGCAAGGCGUGAGCUCACUGCAGCAAGGCGUGAGCUCACUGCAGCAAGGCGUGAGCUCACUGCAGCAAUGCGUGAGCUCACUGCAGCAAGGCGUGAGCUCACUGCAGCAACGCGUGAGCUCACUGCAGCAAGGCGUGAGCUCACUGCAGCAAGGCGUGAGCUCACUGCAGCAAGGCGUGAGCUCACUGCAGCAAGGCGUGAGCUCACUGCAGCAAGGCGUGAGCUCACUGCAGCAACGCGUGAGCUCACUGCAGCAACGCGUGAGCUCACUGCAGCAACGCGUGAGCUCACUGCAGCAACGCGUGAGCUCACUGCAGCAACGCGUGAGCUCACUGCAGCAAGGCGUGAGCUCACUGCAGCAACGCGUGAGCUCACUGCAGCAAGGCGUGAGCUCACUGCAGCAACGCGUGAGCUCACUGCAGCAACGCGUGAGCUCACUGCAGCAAUGCGUGAGCUCACUGCAGCAACGCGUGAGCUCACUGCAGCAACGCGUGAGCUCACUGCAGCAAGGCGUGAGCUCACUGCAGCAAGGCGUGAGCUCACUGCAGCAACGCGUGAGCUCACUGCAGCAAGGCGUGAGCUCACUGCAGCAACGCGUGAGCUCACUGCAGCAAGGCGUGAGCUCACUGCAGCAAUGCGUGAGCUCACUGCAGCAACGCGUGAGCUCACUGCAGCAACGCGUGAGCUCACUGCAGCAACGCGUGAGCUCACUGCAGCAAGGCGUGAGCUCACUGCAGCAACGCGUGAGCUCACUGCAGCAACGCGUGAGCUCACUGCAGCAACGCGUGAGCUCACUGCAGCAAGGCGUGAGCUCACUGCAGCAAGGCGUGAGCUCACUGCAGCAAGGCGUGAGCUCACUGCAGUGAGCUCACUGCAGCAACGCGUGAGCUCACUGCAGCAAGGCGUGAGCUCACUGCAGCAACGCGUGAGCUCACUGCAGCAAGGCGUGAGCUCACUGCAGCAACGCGUGAGCUCACUGCAGCAACGCGUGAGCUCACUGCAGCAACGCGUGAGCUCACUGCAGCAAGGCGUGAGCUCACUGCAGCAACGCGUGAGCUCACUGCAGCAAGGCGUGAGCUCACUGCAGCAACGCGUGAGCUCACUGCAGCAAGGCGUGAGCUCACUGCAGCAAUGCGUGAGCUCACUGCAGCAACGCGUGAGCUCACUGCAGCAAGGCGUGAGCUCACUGCAGCAACGCGUGAGCUCACUGCAGCAAGGCCUCACUGCAGCAAGGCGUGAGCUCACUGCAGCAACGCGUGAGCUCACUGCAGCAAGGCGUGAGCUCACUGCAGCAACGCGUGAGCUCACUGCAGCAAUGCGUGAGCUCACUGCAGCAACGCGUGAGCUCACUGCAGCAAGGCGUGAGCUCACUGCAGCAAGGCGUGAGCUCACUGCAGCAACGCGUGAGCUCACUGCAGCAACGCGUGAGCUCACUGCAGCAAGGCGUGAGCUCACUGCAGCAAGGCGUGAGCUCACUGCAGCAACGCGUGAGCUCACUGCAGCAAGGCGUGAGCUCACUGCAGCAAGGCGUGAGCUCACUGCAGCAAUGCGUGAGCUCACUGCAGCAAGGCGUGAGCUCACUGCAGCAAGGCGUGAGCUCACUGCAGCAACGCGUGAGCUCACUGCAGCAAGGCGUGAGCUCACUGCAGCAACGCGUGAGCUCACUGCAGCAAGGCGUGAGCUCACUGCAGCAAGGCGUGAGCUCACUGCAGCAAGGCGUGAGCUCACUGCAGCAACGCGUGAGCUCACUGCAGCAAUGCGUGAGCUCACUGCAGCAACGCGUGAGCUCACUGCAGCAAGGCGUGAGCUCACUGCAGCAAGGCGUGAGCUCACUGCAGCAAGGCGUGAGCUCACUGCAGCAACGCGUGAGCUCACUGCAGCAAUGCGUGAGCUCACUGCAGCAAGGCGUGAGCUCACUGCAGCAAGGCGUGAGCUCACUGCAGCAACGCGUGAGCUCACUGCAGCAACGCGUGAGCUCACUGCAGCAACGCGUGAGCUCACUGCAGCAAGGCGUGAGCUCACUGCAGCAACGCGUGAGCUCACUGCAGCAAGGCGUGAGCUCACUGCAGCAAGGCGUGAGCUCACUGCAGCAAGGCGUGAGCUCACUGCAGCAACGCGUGAGCUCACUGCAGCAAGGCGUGAGCUCACUGCAGCAACGCGUGAGCUCACUGCAGCAAUGCGUGAGCUCACUGCAGCAAUGCGUGAGCUCACUGCAGCAAGGCGUGAGCUCACUGCAGCAACGCGUGAGCUCACUGCAGCAAGGCGUGAGCUCACUGCAGCAAGGCGUGAGCUCACUGCAGCAACGCGUGAGCUCACUGCAGCAACGCGUGAGCUCACUGCAGCAAGGCGUGAGCUCACUGCAGCAACGCGUGAGCUCACUGCAGCAAGGCGUGAGCUCACUGCAGCAAGGCGUGAGCUCACUGCAGCAAUGCGUGAGCUCACUGCAGCAAGGCGUGAGCUCACUGCAGCAACGCGUGAGCUCACUGCAGCAACGCGUGAGCUCACUGCAGCAAGGCGUGAGCUCACUGCAGCAAGGCGUGAGCUCACUGCAGCAAGGCGUGAGCUCACUGCAGCAAGGCGUGAGCUCACUGCAGCAACGCGUGAGCUCACUGCAGCAAGGCGUGAGCUCACUGCAGCAAGCAACGUGAGCUCACUGCAGCAAGGCGUGAGCUCACUGCAGCAACGCGUGAGCUCACUGCAGCAAGGCGUGAGCUCACUGCAGCAAGGCGUGAGCUCACUGCAGCAAGGCGUGAGCUCACUGCAGCAAGGCGUGAGCUCACUGCAGCAACGCGUGAGCUCACUGCAGCAACGCGUGAGCUCACUGCAGCAAGGCGUGAGCUCACUGCAGCAAGGCGUGAGCUCACUGCAGCAACGCGUGAGCUCACUGCAGCAAGGCGUGAGCUCACUGCAGCAACGCGUGAGCUCACUGCAGCAAGGCGUGAGCUCACUGCAGCAAGGCGUGAGCUCACUGCAAGCAAGCGUGAGCUCACUGCAGCAACGCGUGAGCUCACUGCAGCAAGGCGUGAGCUCACUGCAGCAAGGCGUGAGCUCACUGCAGCAAUGCGUGAGCUCACUGCAGCAAGGCGUGAGCUCACUGCAGCAACGCGUGAGCUCACUGCAGCAAGGCGUGAGCUCACUGCAGCAAGGCGUGAGCUCACUGCAGCAACGCGUGAGCUCACUGCAGCAACGCGUGAGCUCACUGCAGCAACGCGUGAGCUCACUGCAGCAAGGCGUGAGCUCACUGCAGCAACGCGUGAGCUCACUGCAGCAAUGCGUGAGCUCACUGCAGCAACGCGUGAGCUCACUGCAGCAAGGCGUGAGCUCACUGCAGCAAUGCGUGAGCUCACUGCAGCAAGGCGUGAGCUCACUGCAGCAAGGCGUGAGCUCACUGCAGCAACGCGUGAGCUCACUGCAGCAAUGCGUGAGCUCACUGCAGCAACGCGUGAGCUCACUGCAGCAAGGCGUGAGCUCACUGCAGCAACGCGUGAGCUCACUGCAGCAAGGCGUGAGCUCACUGCAGCAACGCGUGAGCUCACUGCAGCAACGCGUGAGCUCACUGCAGUGA
Molecule: messenger RNA, 18005 nt
Organism: Closterium sp. Yama58-4
Lineage: Eukaryota; Viridiplantae; Streptophyta; Zygnematophyceae; Desmidiales; Closteriaceae
Source: the annotation of a GenBank genome assembly